This is a messenger RNA of Penicillium nucicola, 1743 nucleotides long. RefSeq lists its product as uncharacterized. The transcript has a single exon. NCBI's taxonomy places the organism in Eukaryota, Fungi, Ascomycota, Eurotiomycetes, Eurotiales, Aspergillaceae. The record is from RefSeq and is a predicted model, not a curated record. Bases 1 to 1743 code for a protein of 580 amino acids.
AUGGCGGCUACCGAAAAUUCUGGUAUCAGCCUUAUGACCCAAUACUCUAUAGUUCUACCGAAGAGGCAGGCAACUGACUCUUCCGGCAAACCUAUACCUGCAUGCGACCCCGAUCAAUGUGCUGCGGCAAUAAAGGGGGAGGGAGUCCCCACCGAUAUAAGCUCGUUUUGGCAUCAGAGAGCAGUUAUACGUGGGAUUCGUGAUUCACUUCAAUUUGCAACAAGCCCGGCAAUUAUUGAGCUAUGCUCCGGUGACGAUGGUCAGGCCCAUCAAUUUUCCCGCGCCCGCAAUGCUCGCCUGAUAAUGAGUGAUGCAAUCCCCGAUAUGCAAAAUCCUGCCACUCAGCCGUACUGUAUAUGGUAUCCCGAGCUUGCAUCAGAAGAAACAUAUCGCAAAGUUGCCCAUCAGUAUCCGUCUAUGCGGUAUCAAGUAGGCCGAGCGUGUGCUGCAGCAUGCUAUACGGAUCUUUACAAAGAAUUGGACCUUCUGCCUGACGUUUCUAUCUCGGAAGAAUCCCGCGAAGUCGACAAAGACGCCGAAAUCUACAAGCUUAUCAUGUCCGCCUCCCAGCGAUAUGUUGUCAUGGAAGAUUUCUCUCGAUCCGUUCAUCUUGAAACCCCACGAACACCUGCGUUUCUGAAUGGGGAUAUGAAGCCCCGAUGGGCUUUGGGGCAGCGAGUUCUCCCUGGUAAAAAUUUAUCAGAGACGACUGCUGAUGAUAUUGACAUCGAGGAAGAUGGAUUUAUCGGCUUGAAGGAUAUCAACCCAGUGGAGGACUACGCUCAACUGGGCCCAGGCCAAUCCGAUCAAUUGUGGAUGCCUCUUCCGCUUGAUCUCCCAAUUCUCGAAAAGCGCCUUCAGACACAAAUGGCCGCGUGGGAGGGCAAUGUGGAUCGAUACAGUCGACUAAUGCACCCACGCAGGCUGAGAACCAAACUUGAAUACAAUUGUGUUCUUCGUGGCAUUUAUCACAGUACAACCUUCGCCAGAUGGUGGGCCUAUCAGCUGGAAACAAACCCUGGACGGGCUAUCCUCCCAGGUAAAUUGCUUGGCCAAGGCAAUGAACGGGAGUGCAGGGAGAUUCGCAGUGCGAUUAAUGCCCGUAUGAUAAUGAACAAUGAUAUCUCUGGUAUCGACGAUGACUCGGACUGCCUCCCGUGGGUCAUAUGGGGGCCCGUGAAGCCCUCUGAGAACACUUUAGCUGAUCUGGUUCGAAAGUGUCCGUCCAUGGGACAUCAAGUUGCGAUCACUUGUAUAAUAUGUGAUUACCAAUCGAUAUUCGGAAGGUUGAAGCCCCCCUACACCAAAUCCUUGUAUGUGGCUGCCAGGCGAAGUGAAAAUCCAUUUUACCUACAAUACCUUGAGGAAAUCAUGAAGAAGCACGACAUAACUCCCCCGGACUUUCACAAGUUCAAGGACUUUGAUCACAUUGCACCAGGCUUGCAGACUGAUCUGGAGCCUAGAGAUGAUCUCACUGAUCACACUGUCAGGUACUAUGACAUGGAGAUCGGGUAUGGGCAAUAUCAAUGUGGAAAUGAACACGAAGAAACUCCAGGUACAUAUGGAGGUGGGCUAGCGAAUGCGGGAAUGGUGGAGAGAUACAUGUGGCUCUCAACUGAAACUGCACAGAAGUUAAAAGAUGAAGUUGAGAUACUCUACCCAGGUGCGGAUACUGGUCUUUUGUAUGGCGAUGAUGAACUUUAUUCCAAGCUUUCACGCGGUAUACAGCCCAUGGAUUGGUAG